UAAAAGACAGGAAAAAACGGGAACAGCUGAAACUGUUCGCUUGUCACAUGGGUUUCUUUGCUGUGAGCACUGAGCAGACGUGAGCUUUAACUCUGAGAAUCAGUGUGGAAAUAGAUAUUAAGCCAUGUCUGAAGAUGAAGAUGUGAGUGUCAUAGUUGUGGGUUCCUGUAUGACGGAUUUAGUAAGCCAGGCACCUCGCCUACCAAAGGCUGGAGAAACAAUACAUGGAUACAAGUUCUUUAUUGGUUUUGGUGGUAAAGGGGCAAAUCAGUGUGUUCAAGCUGCGAGACUGGGGGCCAAAACUGCCAUGGUGUGCAAGGUCGGAAAGGACGUUUUUGGGGACAGCUACAUUCAAAAUUUCAAAAAUAAUGGCGUAUCCACUGCUUUUGCAGAACAGACUGAAAAGGCUGCAACUGGGGCUGCCUCUAUCAUUGUAAAUGACACAGGGGAGAAUGCUAUAGUGAUUGUGUCUGGUGCUAACAUGCUGCUGGAACAAAUAGAGCUACAAAAGGCACAGUCUGCCAUCACUAGUGCCAAGGUGCUUAUAUGCCAGCUUGAAAUCAACCCAGAUGUAUCACUACAUGCCUUGAAAAUGGCCAAAAAGAGCCACGUAAAGACCAUUUUCAAUCCAGCUCCUGCUAUUGCAGAUCUUCAUUCAGAUUUCUACAAAGCAUCUGACGUUUUCUGCUGCAAUGAGUCUGAGGCAGAGCUGUUAACAGGGCUGCCUGUGUCCUCUGUGGAAGAUGCCAAACAAGUUGGCCUAGAUCUUCUUCACAAAGGUUGUGGUUCAGUCAUUGUAACCUUGGGGCCACAGGGCUGUGUAGUGUGUGAGUCCACAAGUGUAGCCGCCAAACUAGUUCCCACCACCACAGUCACUGCUGUGGAUACUACGGGAGCAGGUGACAGCUUUAUUGGUGCUUUGGCUUUCUACAUGGCCCAUUAUCCCACAAUGCCUCUGGAAGAGAUGGCCAGAAGAGCCAACAUGGUCGCAGCUGUGUCUGUACAACAAGUCGGCACUCAAACAUCUUUUCCAUUUCUAAAGGAUCUGCCACCUGAACUAUUCUGAAAUUACAUGCCCUGGGGUCCGUUCUUCGUACGUUGAUUACUUGGUUAGCUGGAUUUGAUUGUUGACGAUUUGGCUUGAUCUUGGAUUAUUAGGUUCUUCAAAGCUCAUCUUAUAGUUGCUGUCGCAGCAACCGGUCCGUAAGAUUAAACCUGCUGGGGAGCAGGCUUAUUUCAUGUAAACAAGAUUAGAUCGCACCUUUUUAAGCGGAGGUGAUAUGGAAAGUCUGACGCAGUCAUGUAUUCUCCAUUAUACAAUCUGUUUAAGAUGCACAAUUAAUAUGAAGAGCUUUUCGAAUUCAGCGCGUAAUAAAAAAGGAUAAAUUAAAUCUUUUAGCGAUGUUAUUUAAUAUAAAAAAUAUGCUUUUUCUGUACUUGUGCAACUUGUUUUAUUGUGGAUAAAAACUGUAUAAAAACAGCAAUCAAUCAUCUUUAC
This is a messenger RNA of Misgurnus anguillicaudatus (oriental weatherfish), 1498 nucleotides long. RefSeq names its product ribokinase. The record is from RefSeq and is a predicted model, not a curated record. Gene Ontology annotation, cellular component: cytosol. Gene Ontology annotation, biological process: D-ribose metabolic process. NCBI's taxonomy places the organism in Eukaryota, Metazoa, Chordata, Actinopteri, Cypriniformes, Cobitidae. Gene Ontology annotation, molecular function: ribokinase activity.